Molecule: messenger RNA, 2323 nt
Organism: Ilyonectria robusta
Lineage: Eukaryota; Fungi; Ascomycota; Sordariomycetes; Hypocreales; Nectriaceae
Exons: 3
Coding region: 108-2114 (668 amino acids)
Molecular function (GO): protein binding
Source: RefSeq, a predicted model, not a curated record
AGCGGCCUCUUACACCCCAUCGCGACGGUUCGUAGAUCACGAGAACCCGCCUCCAAUCUGGUGCCCAACGCCCAGGGCAUGCCUACACCAUCUCGGUGUCAGCCAGAAUGCGGACCUCUCCAUCUCGGAUCAGCCAAGCACGAGAACACCUGGUAACCUUGGUGUUGCUGGCUUGCUAUGUUGGAGUGACCGUUCAGCAGCGCGACCCUAUAAACGACUUCUGUCGGAGAUGGGGUCACCAAACUGCCGUCAUUGACGACAAGCUCUACAUCGAUGGAGGAUUAAUCACCUACAGCGGCUCAGAGAAUCCGGAGAACGUCACCAACCCCUACUUGAUUUACCAUGAUUUGAGCACCGUUUCCAGCUCGGGCAUGCCACCGCCCCACGCGAAUCUCAGCAAGAAUUCGACUAUCCCUAAUGUUAAUGGUGGAAUAUUAUGGCCCGACGAUGUCAACAAGCGAAUCUACCUCUUCGGUGGCGAAUUUUACGGCGAGACUCCCUGGUCCUUCGACCUCUACGCAUAUGACGUCCUGAACGACUAUUGGGACAACUAUGGAUCGCCCCGGUCCACCGACAUCAUGGGUCUCAGCUACGGCGCCGGCCUCUCCAUCUCGAGUCGCGGAGAGGGAUACUACUACGGAGGAUGGAUGAAUAGCGCCACGGACCCGAAUUGGGGCGACGCCCCUGGCAUCCCAACCUCGUACAUGUUGAAAUACGACAUGGACAGCAACAGUUGGUCGAAUACGACUGGACCAGACGAGGUCGGUCGUGCGGAGGGUGUCAUGAUCUACCUCCCCGCCGGCGACGGAGGCUUGAUCAUCUACUUUGGAGGUAUCCGUGGGACGGGCAAUGGGGCUUGGGAGGGUCAACCGAUGGAGGAGAUCAUGAUUUAUGACAUUCUCAGUGGUAAGAGCUACUUGCAGAAUGCUACAGGCUCUGUCCCCGAGAUGCGACGUCGGUUCUGUGCUGGAGCGACUUGGGUCGACGACCAGUCAUCCUACAACAUUUAUCUGUAUGGUGGCCUCGGCGAAGCGGAAGGUAGCAUCGGCUUCGACGACAUCUACGUCCUGACGAUUCCCACCUUCACUUGGGUCAAGAUGUACCCACUCAACACCAACCAGACAGGCGAAUUCCCGCAUCACAGUAUGUCAUGCAACGUUGUCAAUGAAGCCCAGAUGCUCGUCCACGGCGGCUUCUUCCCCCUGACCAACGACUGCGACUCGGAGGAGCAAUGGGGCAUGCACAACAUGGAUUUGGGCAAGCAAAACAAGGACAACUCGCCAUGGGCCUUAUACGUUCCGGACAAGACCAAGUACGUGGUCCCGACUGAUAUCCUCUCCGUCGUGGGUGGCAAGUCGACUGGCGGAGCUACCAAGACUGCACCGGCGGAGGGGUUCGCUGCCCCGGAUCUGAAGGCUCUCAUGACGCGCAAGGCCGAGGCUGCUGUGAGGACAGCCACCCGAGAUGUGGUGGGCGCGAGCGAGACGAGCAGUGCGCCUACCAACACACCGAAACCCAAGUCCGGCCUCUCAACCGGGGCCAUUGUCGGGAUCGGAGUUGGCGGUGGUGUUGUGGCAAUCCUAGGACUCGUCGGCGCAUGCUGCCUCAUGAGACGACGCCGCGGCCGUGAUUCCACCAACGUGUCGCAGCAGGCGAUGAACCAGUCCUAUGACUACCAUCCAGCCCAGACCAGUUCCCACUUCUCGCAGGGCCCCUGGAGCCCCGGAUCUUCCCACUUCAACACUACGAGCCCGCCGCCUUUCCACUCGUCCAGCCCUAACACCGUUCAGUCCAACGUCCAUCCGCCCGCACCGCCAGUAGAGCUGCCCACGGAGACGAACGAUAUGCUUCAUGUGUCGCCAUACGCAGAGACUCCGGGUAUCGCGGAGCCCAAAUAUGACGCGCAAGGAAACCUGUGGGUUCCUCAGGUCACUAUGAUGGAGCCGAGCCCCUCGCCAGCCGGAAGCCCCCAAUACGAGCACAGCCAGUCACAUGUACAAAAAUAUGACCAGAGCUAUUCGCCUUCACGAACACCUCAGGAGCUGGCCACUGAGGCAGAGAGGGUCGCACAAGGCGGGGGGAACGGCCGUCAUCAAACGUACUAUCAUCCAUGAUUAGCGUUAGCCAACGGAACAUGCUUUGAUGUUUUUCUUUUGUAUUUUCUUUUUUGAACUUGAUGUUCAAAUCUUUAACUUACUGGAGAAUGCCCUCAUCGGGCAAGGAAAGAUACGGAGUAUUGGAGUAGGAAUAUUCAGCGUUUUGCAGAGAUGCUCUCGUUGUCGGGUAAAGGGAUUGGGUCCUACAUAAGGGUAGCCUUGGCUUG